UCUGCUUUUCCCUCGUGCCACACCGGAAUAUAUCUGCAGGUUCUCGCGGAUGUGAACGGAUGGAAGUGACGGUAGACGGACGUUUAUUGUGGAUUCCUGCGUUUCUUUUGUGUCUUCUGGGAUGUCAAAUAUGUCACUUUUUCUUUCCUUCUACGGAUUUCUGAAGACCCGUUUUAUUGUACCUGACAACGCACAUACGGACGGCACGGCACGGCACGGCACGGCACGCACGCGGAUUCAACCUGUUUUGCAGCUCAUCCGGAUGUUUUGGACUUUAAUUCUUUUUUAAAGGAGUGAAAGCAACGCACAGAAACCGGAUCGCUUAGAGGAGAAUCACAUUUUCCCUCGAGAUUGAAGGACGUAAGGAAGUAAGGAAGGAAGGAAGGAAGGAAGGAAGGAAGGAAGGAAGGAAGGAACGAAGGAAGGAACCCCGUCUUCCUCGUCUUGUUUUCCAGACUUUUUCCAGUUCCAGUUUCUUUUCGACAUCAUGUAAGAUCACCUUAUUUUCCUCGAAGACGGAGCGGAUAACUUUAACUCAAAGAGACCAUAAAUAUCUACAGAAACCAAAAAGAUUUUAAGGAUCCACUGUUUGAGGCAACCUGGGGAUCCUUAAGGGUCCUCAAAAAAACUUUUGGAUCCUGAAAGCAACACUGCAAAUGGCUUAAUAAUGUAAAAAAAAAAAAACCUGGAUGAGAUUGGAUUAGGGCCCAAAGGAACCCCAGAAGAACCUUUUGGAAGCUCUGACAACAUCUGAUGCAAUCUAGGGACGGCUUGAAGACCUUGAAAAUCGUAAGAGUUAAGUACUUUGAGGAAAAUCCUGGAAAUCUGAAGGACACCAGUGACUCUUAGUUACCCGAAGACUCUUAUGGAUCUCUUUUAAAGUAUCUUAGACAGACUUUUAAGACCUUGAGGAAAAUAGGGGGUCGCCUUGGGACCUUUAGUUACCCAGAAAGUACCUGAAGUAUCUUUUUUACAAAUCCUGAAAAUCAUCAAGACUCUGAAGACAUCUGAGGAAAUCUGGGGACAGCUAAAGACCUUGAAGAUCCCAAGAAUUAGGAAUUAGGUCGCCUAAGGACCUUGAGUCACAAGCAUAAAGUGAAGUACCUUUUACAAAUCCUGGAAAUCAUCAAGACUCUGAAGAUAUCUGAGGAAAUCUGGGGACAGCUAAAGACCUUGAAGAUCCCACGAAUUAGGAAUUAGGUCACCUAAGGACCUUGAGGCACCCAACAUAAAGUGAAGUACCUUUUACAAAUCCUGGAAAUCACUAAGGAUUUCGGAAGGAUAUUUGGGCAUGGCUAACCUUGACGAUCCUAAGAGUUAAGUACAUUUGAGGAACCUUAUAGGUACCUUCGUGAUCCAAAGGGAAUCUGGGGACCACAGAGGAACCCUGGACACUUGAGAAGAAGUCUUUGGAGACUCCUGACAUCCGGAGGAAACCAGGAACUCUACGGUACCCUAAGAUCUUCUUUAAGGAAUCCUAGAGGGACUUGGCCUUGGGACCUUUAUUUACCCAGAAAGAAACUAAAUUACAUUUUUACAAAUCCUGGAAAUCAUCAAGACUCUGACAACAUCUGAUGCAAUCUAGGGACGGCUUGAAGAUCUUGAAGAUCCUAAGAGUUAAGUAAUUUGAGGAAACUCUUCCGGGGACUCCUGGCAAUCUGAAGGACACAGGAACUCUUAGUUACCUGAAGACUCUUAUGGAUCUCUUUUGAAGUAUCUUAGAGAGACUUUUAAGACCCUGAGGAAAAUAGGGGGUCGCCGUGGGACCUUUAGUUACCCAGAAAGAAACUAAAGUACCCCCUAGAGAGCCAAUGGGUACCCUCCGAGACCUGCAGUACGCCCUGCAGGAAAAGAUCGAGGAGUUGCGGCAGCGCGACACGCUGAUAGACGAGCUGGAACUGGAGCUGGAUCAGAAGGACGAGCUGAUCCAGCGUCUGCAGAAUGAGCUGGAUAAGUACCGGUCCGUGCUGCGGCCCGCCACUGCCCAGCAGCAAGGCAUCAUCCUGCAGCCGGACCAGCACCGCAGCAAGCGGCACGCCAUCUCCGCCGAGCCCACGGCCUGCGACAUCACCGACCUCAGCCACGUCACGCUGGCCUUCCACCCAAAGAGCCCGCAGUCAAAGGAGCUGAUCAAGGCGGCCAUCUUGGACAACGACUUCAUGAAGAACCUGGAGCUGUCUCAGAUCCAGGAGGUGGUGGACUGCAUGUACCCGGUGCAUUAUGGGAUGGACGCCUGCAUCAUCGCCGAGGGCGACGUGGGCUCGCUGGUCUACGUCAUGGAAG
Molecule: messenger RNA, 2283 nt
Organism: Perca fluviatilis (European perch)
Lineage: Eukaryota; Metazoa; Chordata; Actinopteri; Perciformes; Percidae
Product: cGMP-dependent protein kinase 1-like
Exons: 3
Source: RefSeq, a predicted model, not a curated record